AUGACCCCUAGGCGAGGCACCCUUGUCGGAGAUGCAGUCUACUUCACGGUUCAGCAUGACAAUGCAAUCGUCAAGUACGACUUGGGCAAGGACCGAUUAUCCAUGAUUGAGUCGCCGCAACCCAAAGAGUGGGACAUCACGCUCAUGGCGAUGGAGAACGCUUCACUGGGAUUUGCCUGCAUUCAGGGUUCCAGCCUUUAUACGUGGUCAAGGAAGGUGGAUACAGAAGAAGCUGCUGAAUGGGUACAAUACAGGGUCAUUGAGCUGGAGAAAACAGUACCUGUUGUGAAUCCUGAUGACGAACCAUUAGUGGUCGGCUUUGCAGAGGGUGUGGAUGUCAUCUUUGUUAGCUCAGGUGCUGGCUUAUUCACGAUAAAGCUCAAUUCGGGACAGGUUAAGAAGGUUGAUGAGGCUGGAGUCUAUUUUAGCGUCCUACCCUACAUGAGCUUCUACACUCCAGAUCGUGGCAGAUUGUUGUCGAUAGCAAGGACUCACUGAUCUCUGAUGUGCCGCUCACUAAUAGUGAUGCAUUGCAAAAUGGACAAAUCCAUCAUCUUUUAGCCUGCUGCUGUUUGUCCUUCCAUGCUACUAAUAUCAGGUUGCUUUGUUUCUGUUAA
Molecule: messenger RNA, 617 nt
Organism: Lolium rigidum
Lineage: Eukaryota; Viridiplantae; Streptophyta; Magnoliopsida; Poales; Poaceae
Exons: 3
Coding region: 1-498 (165 amino acids)
Source: RefSeq, a predicted model, not a curated record